AUGAAGGCCACAAUCGCCGUACUUCUCGUCGUCGCAGGGCUGGCGGCGGCAGUACCGACGACUGCAAGACCGGAGAAGCGACAGCGCGAGAUCACGGAUUAUGUUGACCGAUGCAAACAAAAGUGCGCGGGCCAACAGGAGCGAUCUCCCGGUCGUGACGACCCGGGUCGUGACCGGGGGCGGCUUCCCAGCCGUGACGACCCGGGUCGAGCCCCCCUGAGUCCAGGCCCGGGCUCAAAAGGACUCUGUCUGGAAGGCUGCCUGCAAGGCAACGACAGAGGAGGCAACGGCAGAGGAGGCAACGAUAGAGGAGGCAACGACAGAGGGGGCAACGACAGAGGGGGCAACGACAGAGGAGGCAACGACAGAGGAGGCAACGACAGAGGGGGCAACGACAGAGGAGGCAACGACAGAGGAGGCAACGACAGAGGAGGCAACGACAGAGGAGGCAACGACAGAGGGGGCAACGACAGAGGAGGCAACGACAGAGGAGGCAACGACAGAGGAGGCAACGACAGAGGAGGCAACGACAGAGGAGGCAACGACAGAGGAGACAACGGUGGAAGAGACAACGGCGGAGGAGACAACGGCGGAGGAGACAACGGCGAAGGCGGCAUCGGUGGAGGCCGCAUCGGCGGCGGCGGCCUCGGCGGCAGCGGUGGCAACCUGUGAUGCUGGCCCUGCCUGCCCGAUUUGAGGGGCUUAGAGUGCCCGUCCGGGUACCUUGUUGGCUUGCGGUCGCUGUAUGGAGUCCUCCGCUGGAGUUUAAGCUCGACCGGCCGUAAGCGCGGGCAAGCGAAACUACGAUACUGCUCGGGGACUGGCGGGAGGGAGCGAUGGCGGCGGCGAGCACCAGACCUUUUUGCGAUUAGGG
Messenger RNA from Purpureocillium takamizusanense, 874 nucleotides. RefSeq lists its product as uncharacterized. The transcript has a single exon. Bases 1 to 672 code for a protein of 223 amino acids. The record is from RefSeq and is a predicted model, not a curated record. Lineage: Eukaryota; Fungi; Ascomycota; Sordariomycetes; Hypocreales; Ophiocordycipitaceae.